UCAUUUCACCAAACACCAGAAACUGAAUGGCUGGCAAUUUUGUGCAAGUAAUUUUGUGGAGUAGAAGGUUUAGGAUACAGUACCUGUCCUUCGAAUGUAGGCUAACCAACACAACGGAGAUACAACGUUUACCGAACUGAAUUUCCAGGAUGAAUCCUUCUGAUGACAUACCUUUGGAAACCAAGCUACAGCAGCUGGAGUGUCACUUCACCUGGGAUCUGACCAAAGAAAGUGCAGACCUGUCAGAUCUUCAGACCAGGCUGGAGGACCAAAUAGAGCUGGAUGUAGGCAAGAAAGCUGGGGCAAUCCGAUCAUAUUGUUUUUUGGCCUAUGUCAGGUACCUACAAGGUUUCCCAGAUGAUGCCCUCACAAACCUGGUCAAAUCAGAAGAGUUUACAAGGGAAUACCAAUGUGAUGAUCGUGAGCGAUUUCUCAUUGUCACCUAUGGCAACCUUGCCUGGUUACACCAUCACCUAGGAUCAUACUCGGAGUGUGAGAGUUACUUGGAAAAGCUGGUGAGCAUAAAAGAGAAGUUCCCCACUGGGUCCCCGACUGUGCUUCACCCAGAAGUCUAUGGUCAGAAGGCCUGGACCUACCUCAAGUUCGCUCACAAGUACUAUGAGCGGGCAAAGCAAUGUUUCGAAAAAGCCUUGGAGCAGGAGCCAGAUGAGAGUGAGUGGAACGCUGGCUAUGGCAUCGCUCUAUACCGCACAGAAAACAACAAGUCAACUUUAGAAGACUCGCUGGCGGUAAAGCAACUCAGACGAGCCAUCGCGAUAAGCCCAGAAGAUGCUGUUCUAAUGGUGUUGCUAGGCCUGAGACUGAAGGUGUUCAAAAAGCACGAUGAGGCUGAGAGGCUGAUUGAGGAGGCUCUUGAGAUGGAUUCUCGCAACCCCCAUGUGAUUCGCUAUGUCGGGAAAUACUUCCGCCAAGGUGGCUCUGUAGACCGGUCCAUUGCACUGCUAAAGAGGGCUGUGGACCGUACCCCUAAUUCAGGCUUCCUUCACCAUCAGCUAGCUCUGUGCUACAAGAAGAAGAAAACAGAUCUGUUCUGUAAAGGAGGUGCCAGGGGCAAAGGUCAUGAGGUCAAACAGCUUAUCGGACAGUGCAUCCAUCACCUGCAAGUGGCCACAACACUGAAGUCUAACUUCAUACUAGCCAUGGCUGAUCUUGCUCUGCACUACGGUCAGAAUAAAGAAAUUCCCCGGGCCGAAAAGAUGUUUCAGGACACCUUUAAAGCAGCAAAGGAGAAACACGACAAUGUGCAGGUAGUACACCUGUACUAUGGUGAGUUCCAGCAGUACCAGAACAAAUCCGAAACACUAGCUGCCAAGCACUACAAGGAGUGUUUGACACUUGGGCUGGAUACAGUUGAGGGGAGGGAGAGUGCCCGUUCCCUGAAGAAGAUGGCUGAGAAACGUCUGGCCAGAGACCCCAGAGAUGGAGAAGCCUUUGGAAUUCUGGGAUUCGUCCACAUGGCAAAGGGAGAGAAGUGCCGGGCAUUGGAGUGCUAUGAGAAAGCUCUACUGUUUGAUUUUAACAAUGAUGAGUAUCUCAGUGCACUGUGUGAGCUUCGUUUGUCUUUGCAGUAACUCUUUUUCAUGGACAUCUCACCACUGCUAUGCUGAACGGAUGUGAAUGGAUCUGGUUUGGCAGUGAAGUAUAGGAUAAUAUAAUAUAGUGAUAUCUCAAAGUCAGGUGGUGUCUGGCACUCGCACUCCACUACAUGUCACUCAUUCACCAUGGAUUGGAACACACAC
Alosa sapidissima (American shad) is the source of this 1760-nucleotide messenger RNA. Its product is annotated as interferon-induced protein with tetratricopeptide repeats 5-like. The record is from RefSeq and is a predicted model, not a curated record. The transcript has 2 exons. The coding region runs from base 150 to 1592 and encodes 480 amino acids. Lineage: Eukaryota; Metazoa; Chordata; Actinopteri; Clupeiformes; Clupeidae. Gene Ontology annotation, biological process: defense response to virus. Gene Ontology annotation, cellular component: cytosol. Gene Ontology annotation, molecular function: protein binding.